Messenger RNA from Lethenteron reissneri (Far Eastern brook lamprey), 6571 nucleotides. Its product is annotated as GAS2-like protein 2. Lineage: Eukaryota; Metazoa; Chordata; Hyperoartia; Petromyzontiformes; Petromyzontidae. The record is from RefSeq and is a predicted model, not a curated record. Gene Ontology annotation, molecular function: actin filament binding; microtubule binding; cytoskeletal adaptor activity. Gene Ontology annotation, cellular component: stress fiber; cytoplasm; actin filament. Gene Ontology annotation, biological process: protein localization to microtubule plus-end; actin crosslink formation; regulation of microtubule polymerization or depolymerization.
UUGGCACACUAUACCCUACCAAUCCCGCAGCCUGAGUUCGAAUCCCAGCCACGGCCAACAACCAGUGGCGAAUAUCUGCGCCGGUGAUGGGACCGUCCCUAGCUUGACUCAGCAUGGAAGGAGCACCUGGUGCCGAGUGUGCAAACAUCAGCAUUGGAGAGACAAAGGCGGUCGGACGUUGUGCUGACCAAUAGCAUGCAUCCCCUCCUCCUGCGGCGUUCCGGCCUUCGCAGUGCCUGAAUUUGACGCUCAGAACGUGGAGCGAAACGUCGGACGUUGUGCCGAAGAACACGCCACGCAACCAGACAAUGCAUCGAAGAGAGGCCGUACACUCCGCCGCUUUUGUUUGUUAUGGCCCCACCUCGGGGCUGGCUCGUUGCGAUGGAGACGAUACGACGCCCCGUGAUAGAAACGCGUCGAACACACGGUGGCCUCCUCGCCUGGUGGAAAUGGAGCGCACGUCCGCCGCUCAUUGCGAGCUAAGGUCUCCUGCGAUCGCCGAACAGACGACGUGCACGGUGCGAUGAACUGAAAGGGCAGCGGCAGGGGCAGCUGACGAACGAUCGCGAACUCUCAACGCCACCUGCAGUCUUGAAUAUGAUGUUAACAGAAAUCCGGCACGCCACUGUUUCUGCUUGGACAUGAAAUAAGCAACGCGUUGUGGUGAUUGGUUUUAUUUGCAAAAACAACAGACGGUCAUCAUUGAACAGUCAACUCGGAAGUAUAGAUACGUACAGACACGGGUUGUCUCUUGCCAUCGCACAACAAAUAUACGCCAUAUCGCCUACAUUUCGGCUGUUGAGGCAAGUGUUGUUAGCGAGCACCUAUUAAAGAAGGCACACAACGCAGCACGCACACCUUCAUCGACGACAACAACAACAACAACAGUGUACGACUUUGAAAAAUAUUCACCGGUCCAAUUGGGGAAACACGCGGCUUAAAAUCGUGCGUAGAUUUUAACAAAAAGAACAACAACAACAACAAUUCAAAAAGGACCCCACGAAGUCACCCAAAGUGAACACGAUGGCCGAGGUGGACAUCUCGUCAGCGGCGACCAAAAGCAUCCGUCCGUUCCGCUCGAGCGAGGAGUACUUGUACGCCAUGAAGGAGGACCUGGCCGAGUGGCUGAGCGCUCUGCACAGCAUCGACAUCACGGUGGACAACUUCCUGGAGGAGCUCGAGACCGGCACGGUACUCUGCCACCACGCCAACACCGUGAACCGCCAAGCCGCCGAGUUCGCAGAGGCUCAGCCGCAAGCCGCCGCGACCAUGCAGCUUCCCCAGGGAGACCUGGCGUUCGCGUCGCGCGACGUGAAGACCCGCUCCUUCCAGGCCAGGGACAACGUCUCCAACUUCAUCGGCUGGUGUCGACACCGGCUGGGCGUCAACGAGUCCGUCAUGUUCGAGAGCAACGACCUGGUCCUGCGGCGCAACGAGAAGCACUUCGUGCUGUGCCUGCUCGAGGUGGCGCGGCGCGGCGCGCGCUUCGGCAUGCUGGCGCCCGUGCUGGUGCAGCUCGAGCGCGAGAUCGACGAGGAGAUCCGCCUCGAGAGGCAGCCCGAGGCCCAGCCGCCACCCCCCGCCGCUGCGCAGCCCCAGCGCAAGACGUGUGAUCUCAAGAGCCUGGACGGCAUGGUGCGGUUCCUGCUCAGCCGAUGCACGUGCCCGGUGCAGUUCCCCAUGGUGCGGGUGUCAGAGGGAAAGUACCGUGUCGGGGACUCCAGCUCCCUCAUCUACGUCAGGAUCCUGCGGAAGCACGUGAUGGUGCGCGUGGGUGGCGGCUGGGACACCCUGGAGCACUACCUGGACAAGCACGACCCCUGCCGCUGCCUGGCCCCCACUCACAGGACGCCGGUCAAGGCAGGGGGCUCAUCGCAGCUCUCCAAAACGGCCACGUCGGUGUGCCCGGAGCAGACCGGCCUGGGGCCCAGGUCGGGCUCGCAGCUUCGCCUCUCUGCGACGACCCACGACCUCCGGCCCUACUCCCCUCUCCCCGGGACCGCUGAGCACCGUGGGCAGGGAAGGGAGGGGACGAUUCCUCGCCCCGGGACCCCCGUGAGAAUGAGGGACGACGACAUCGGCGGUAAGAGCAAGGAGAGGCGGAGGCCCCUUUCGACCCACGACCCGUUCGUCGGCGCGCAGGCCUCACGCCCGAGAACCCCGUCGCUGCUCGAGCAGCAGCAAGAGCAGCAACAGCAGACCGCAAAAUUCAGACCAACGAGACCCCGCAGUGAAGUGGAGCCGACUCCUCUGCACAGCAGACCCUACUCUUCGGCGGAGUCGCUGACGGGCGCUCGGCACGAUAACGAGCAAGUGCUGCUGCGGGUGCGGCGCAGCAAAGACGGCCGGCACGCGGUGACGCGCGUCGCGCUCGUCGAGGUCGCGCCCUCGGCUCGUCGGAGGCGAUUGGAGGAGCCGCUCGAAGACGAAGCGUCCGGGGCGAGUGGCGCUCAACUCGGCUCCCAGCUGAAGGAGUCGAUGAGCACGAGCCUUCCCGCCCGCGCCAGCCCGAGGCAGAGAGGGGCGGCCGCGGACGGCAUCCGGCAGCUUGUGACCCAGCCCGCCACCGCCGUCAAUAAGUAUCUUCCCUGCGCGCCUUCCAUGGACAGAGCCCGGUCACCGGCCCCGGCACGCUCUCUGGCGGUCUCCGGCACAAACAGCAUCAAGAGCUCCAGGUCGCUGGACACUCAGCUCGACGUGGUGAGCUACAGGGCGCAUCCCAACCGGCGAAGCGACCCUGUCCAGAGGGACGGCGCUUGGUCUCCGCAGGCGACGGCUCAGCUUGUUUACAUCGACGAGCACGGGAAAGAGUUGGAGCAGGACGACGACGAUGACGUCGACGAGGAGGACGCGAGUGUCGCGUGCAGGCCGCCGGGCGACCGCCCGCGCGAGGAGGAAGCGGAGCUCUACCGCCGUCUGGAGGAGGAGUUUCGGGCCAACAUGCGCAAGAACAAGCUUGACGCAACGGCCGAGGGAGGAGGAUUCGACAAUGAGAUGAACGACAGCGGAGUCGCCCCCUCUCUGUCGGGCUCCACACCCGCCGCGUCGCCGCAUCGCGACUUCUCCGACAUCGCCAAGAGCGACUCGGCCUACUCCUCCUUGCUGUCGCUGGAGACGAUGCACCCCAAGCACGGGGGCCUCCCCAACGGCGCUCAACCCCGGGACCGCGCGAACAAAACCCCUCCCGAGAGCGUGCGCGACGAGUUCGCCUCCCCCCACCACGUGGGCCCGCCGUCCUCGCGUGGUGGCGGCAGCAGCAGCAGCCACCCGGCGCUCAGGCACCUGGGCGCCAGCCUCGACAUCGGCGGCACCCGCACGAGCGGCGCCCGCACGAUCGGCCCCUCAUCGUGCGGCGCGUCGGACGAUUCGGGCACGGAGCCGGUAGGGGCGAGGAUUUCGGUGAGCGUGCCGGUGGCCCAGGGGGAUUACGGCGCUGUCGUGGCCGAGCUGAAGCAGAGCUCCGUGCACCUCAAACGCGUCGACAUGGAUGGCUGGGGCAGCAAAGCGCCCGCGCUGGGCGCACUCCGGCGCGACGGGACGUUCACGCGAAUGUCCAAGUCCGUGGACGAGGUGAGGGCCGUCGACCCGCAGCCCGCGGUGGAGGCCGUAGAGAGAGCGUCGAAGAACGGGCACCGCGACACGCUGACGAAAAGGCUGAUCCUCGGCGAAAGGUUCAGUGUCAUUGAAGACAGUCUCAGGUCGAAACUGGCGAAGGCGCCUCCCAUCAACGGUUCGGACGGUGCCGUCAAUGGUGAAUGGCGCUCAAGUGAAAGCAGCCACGGAGGCGAUUCAGACAAGAUGUCGGAGGUGGCUGACGGCAGCGAGGUGAGCGCGACGCCACGGGUCGCAGACGAUCGAUUGCAGAAUGAUGGGGUGAAUGGGGAAACGCUGGGUUUGCGAAAUUCAAUGGUGGCAGCAGCAGCAGCGGAACCACUUGCGUGCGGAGAAGAGAGGGCAUCCAGGCGGACGCAGCAGCAGCAGGCUCGGCAGGGCCUCUCUCGGCCGAGGAAGAGCCUUCGGAAGCCUGAGCGCGUCCCGUCCAUUUAUAAGCUGAAGCUCCGCCCGAAGAUUCGUCCUCGUCGUGACCACAGGCCAGAGCAACGUCCCUCCAAAAUCCCCACCCCCACCGUCUACAAGCAGGCCGAGGCCGGCGACAAGGAGACCCCUAGCUCCGGGAGCCCAGAUCCUCCGUCGUCCCCCAACAAGCUGGGCUCGCGAAGCUUGCCGACACCACGGCCGCAACACGCCACGAGUCCCCCUCAGAAUUUGAGGAGCUCCCUCAACUUGCAAAAUGGGGGCGGCUGGCAGUGGCAGCGCAGCCGGCCUUCCUGCCUGCGUGGCAUCUCAACGCAAGGUGACCAGUGGGACGGCGCGAGUCUCGGCCGACAGCCAGGCGCAAGCGAGGCCCGGCGCGCCCCGAUACGCCGUGGCCCAAGUGGGCCGUGCCCCGUCCACGCGGGCCACGGGAAGGAGGCCGGGUCAAAUUGCCCGCGUUCCCUCCAACCGCUCCUCUGGGCGGCCCGCGAGCCGGCCGCCGCAGGGCAGCGGCGCGUCUCAGCUGGGCCGGGCCCCGAGCGUCAGGACGAUGUCUCGGACGCCGUCGGCAAGACAGCUGGCGCGUAGGGGCUCCCGCGUGCGCAGCCUGCUCACGCCCAACGUGAGGGCCGAGGAGGAGCUGGGCUCCGAGGAGGACGUGUGGCCGCCACAGCACAGCGUUCCGCCGAGGGCGCACAUCGCCGGCCGCAGGCUGCCCUCUACGCCGGACGCCAGCCCGUCCGGGCCUCGGGGCUCCGGCAGUAGCUCCAAGGCAUGCUGCUCGGGGGCGGCAGCGGACGAGGAGUCGUGGGUGUGAUCAUGAGCGACCUGGCAGGGCCGCUGAAAGUGCUUUGGAAGGCCAUCUCUGGAAGCUUCCGUGGCCAUUUCUGAAGCACCCCCUAUAUGGCCCUGUGACCUGGUCCAUCUCGAUGAGCCACUGGAUGUAAGUGUCUUCGGUGGGAAUCAAUUUCUGCACGAGCACCUUGGAUUGUGCGUGUGUGCAUAAUGUGAAUAACAGACCGAUCGGCAUGAUAGUAUUUUUCUGUGGUGGUGGUGGUGUACAAUACGGUGUGGUGUUGCAUAAGUAAGAGUUCUGCAAAGUAUUAUGCACAAUGCUCCAAUGUGUUCUGCUACGCGUGUUGAGUGUCAAAUGCUAAUGUGAUCAAAUGGGCUGUGAAUCGCAAACAAAUAUUGAGCGUGGUGUGGCGACGAAGAUUAAUAUAUCGUUCAGCGUGAGAAAACAAGUGAAGGGGGAAAAACCCUCGGUCAAAUAAUUCAUGAGCGACGUGAGUCCCAUCAUUGGUACAACUAGAGUAAACUCUUGAUUAUAAUUAUUAUUCUUCCGAUAAUUCCGCUGCACAGUAUUUGGCAGCUCACGAAGAGAGAGAACGACUAAGAGGGGUGAGGGCGCCACGGACGAGUUGUAAAGGCAGCCGGGCGGUGAGCCGCCGCCAAAUUACCCCCAAGCUCUGGGGUCCCUCUGUAUAUUAAGGUGUUAUUAUCGGUCACUUAAAGAACGUUUACAUGUGGGAGGAAAACCAAAGCACUCGGAGAUAUCCCACGCCUGGAAAGGGGGCAAUGCGCUAUCCCAUGCAGAUGUAGAAACUAAACUAUAUUCACUUGUACGUAUACACCGCGGCUAUGUAUACACGCACAUGGCAAGGGAGUUACACAACGCUUGUGUGAUCCACCAACCUUAGCUGCCUCCACAGUGCCGGCUUACAGCUCCACGUUGCAGCAUAGCCACCGCCGUGAUAACGGGGGGAAGGGUAAGGGGUGCCGCCAAAUAACCCAACAACACGGAUAUUGCGAAACGUGUAAAGUAAGGCGACAACAAAGCACUUCAUAACAAAAGGUUAGAUCGCGUUAGGUAUAAAUGUGUUGAAACCCUCUACCACCCGACACGGCCAAUCAGUAAGGGGUUUGUCACGUAAACAAAACGCCAAAUAGUUCACUACUUCAGCCCACCGGUGUGUUGGAGAGUACAUCCACAACAUUUACGUUUCGCUGGUAAUUACAUCCAGCAUCAUCGGGCGAUUUGCCAGAAUAGUGAAGCCAUCCACCUGCUUCCGGUCUUAAAAAGCCACUGUUGAUUACCUACAUAGAAUGGGGGUGCAUACUUAGCGCGCAAGUCUUAAUUUUUUUUCUAUCCAAUGCUCCUGAAAGUUGCAGUCACGUGGCCGCCGAGUCACGGACCCGUCGCGAGCGAGCAGCACCGAAACAUGAAACACGAGCGCGCGUGUGUGAGAUGUUUUUGAUAAUUAUUUGAUAAAUUUAGUUUUAGUGUUUGUUUUUUUUUGCUUUCUUCGUCAGACGCAAGCACGGUUAAUCCCGCAAGCCGCAUAAUCCGGAUGAUUAUUAAUCGGGAGCUCACGGCGACUAGUUUGACGUCCCGCGGAAUGGGGUCGCAAUCACCGGCCACGUGCGUGAUGAUGACGUAGCCGUCUCUGAUCUUUAGUCUCCACGUGGGCGCUUUUCAUCACCCCCCCCCCUCCUCCUCCUCCCCCCGCCUCCCCCUUCUAGCCCCCCCCCCCCC